This is a messenger RNA of Galeopterus variegatus (Sunda flying lemur), 10039 nucleotides long. It is a transcript of the gene COL6A3, whose product is annotated as collagen, type VI, alpha 3. Gene Ontology annotation, molecular function: protein binding; serine-type endopeptidase inhibitor activity. Lineage: Eukaryota; Metazoa; Chordata; Mammalia; Dermoptera; Cynocephalidae. Bases 107 to 9268 code for a protein of 3053 amino acids. The record is from RefSeq and is a predicted model, not a curated record. The transcript is spliced from 44 exons.
GGAACAUGUGCAUCCUGUCCAAACAGAACUGAAUCUGGAAGGCCAGGGACACGCACGUCUGCAGACUUGCUCAGGGGUUCACACUUGGUGCUCAGACAAAUUCAAAAUGAGGAAACACCGGCACCUGCCCUUAGUGGCCGUCUUGUGCCUCUUUCUCUCAGGCUUUUCCAUGACUCAUGGCCAACAACAAGCAGAUGUCAAAAAUGGUGCUGCUGCCGAUAUAAUAUUUCUAGUGGAUUCCUCUUGGAGCAUUGGAAAGGAACAUUUCCAACUUGUUCGAGAGUUUCUGUAUGAUGUUAUACAAUCUUUAGCUGUGGGAGAAAAUGAUUUCCAUUUUGCCCUGGUCCAGUUCAACGGAAACCCACAUACCGAGUUCCUGUUAAAUACGUAUCACACUAAACAAGAAGUCCUUUCCCAUAUUUCCAACAUGUCUUAUAUUGGGGGAAGCAAUGAGACUGGAAAAGGAUUAGAAUACGUAAUUCAAAAUCACCUGUCUGAGGCUGCUGGAAGCCGGGCCAGUGAUGGAGUCCCUCAGGUUAUCGUAGUGUUGACCGAUGGACACUCGGAGGGCGGCCUCACCCUGCCCUCAGCGGGACUUAAAUCUGCUGGCGUUAACGUGUUUGCAGUUGGAGUUGAGGAUGCAGAUGAAGGAGCCUUAAAAGAAAUAGCAAGUGAACCACUCAAUAUGCAUGUUUUCAACCUAGAGAAUUUUACCUCCCUUCAUGACAUAGUAGGAAACUUAGUGUCCUGUGUGCAUUCAUCCGUGAGUCCAGAAAGGGCUGGGGACACGGAAAGCCUUAAAGACAUCACAGCACAAGACUCUGCUGACAUUAUUUUCCUUAUUGAUGGAUCAAACAACACCGGAAGUGUCCAUUUCGCACUCCUUCGUGACUUCCUUGUAAAUCUCCUUGAGAGACUCUCAGUUGGAACUCAGCAGAUCCGAGUGGGGGUGGUCCAGUACAGUGAUGAACCCAGAACCAUGUUCUCCUUGGAUACCUACUCCACCAAGGCUCAGGUUCUGGAUGCAGUGAAAGCCCUUGGCUUCGCUGGUGGGGAGUUGGCCAAUAUCGGCCUUGCCCUUGAUUUUGUAGUGGAGAAUCACUUCACCCGGGCAGGGGGCAGCCGAGUGGAGGAAGGGGUUCCCCAGGUGCUGGUCCUCAUAAGUGCUGGGCCUUCUAGUGACGAGAUUCGUGACGGGGUGGUGGCGCUGAAGCAGGCUAGCGUGUUCUCGUUUGGCCUCGGAGCCCAGGCCGCCUCCAGGGCAGAGCUGCAGCACAUAGCUACCGAUGACAACUUGGUGUUUACUGUCCCGGAAUUCCGUAGCUUUGGGGACCUCCAGGAGCAAUUACUGCCGUACCUUGUUGGCGUGGCCCAAAGGCACAUUGUCUUGCAACCGCCAACCAUUGUCACCCAAGUCAUUGAAGUCAACAAGAGGGACAUAGUCUUCCUGGUGGAUGGCUCGUCCGCAUUGGGACUGGAAAACUUCGUUGCUAUCCGAGAAUUCAUUGCCAGAGUCAUCCAGAGGCUGGAAAUCGGACAGGAUCUUGUUCAAGUGGCGGUAGCUCAGUACGCGGACACCGUGAAGCCCGAGUUCUAUUUCAAUAGCUACUCAAACAAAAAGGAGGUCAUAACCGCUGUGCGGAGAAUGAAACCGCUGGAUCGCUCGGGCCUCUACACGGGCUCCGCUCUGGACUUCGUUCGGAACAACCUUUUCACUAGCUCGGCCGGCUACCGGGCCGCCGAGGGCGUCCCUAAGCUUUUGGUGCUGAUCACAGGUGGGAAGUCCCUCGAUGAGAUCAGCCAGCCUGCGCAGGAGCUGAAGAGGAGCAGCAUCAUGGCCUUUGCCAUGGGGAGCAAGGCCGCCGACCCCGCCGAGCUCAGCGAGAUCGCCUUCGAUUCCUCCCUGGUGUUCGUCCCCGCCGACUUCCAAACCGCCUCUCUGCAAGGCGUUCUCCCCAGCGUGCUGGCGCCCCUCAGGACCCUCUCCGGAACCCCUGAAGUUCACGUAAACAAAAGGGAUAUCAUCUUUCUCUUGGAUGGAUCAGUCAACGUUGGAAAAGCCAAUUUCCCUUAUGUGCGUGACUUUGUAAUGAACCUAGUUAACAGCCUUGAUGUUGGAAAUGACAAUAUUCGUGUUGGUUUAGUACAAUUUAGUGACACUCCAGUAACAGAGUUCUCUCUAAACACAUACCAGACAAAGUCAGAUUUGCUUGGUCACCUGAGGCAGUUGCAGCCCAAGGGGGGUUUGGGCCUGAACACUGGCUCAGCCCUAAGCUAUGUGCAUGCCAACCACUUCACCGAAGCUGGCGGCAGCAGGAUCCGUGAACACGUGCCGCAGAUCCUUCUCCUGCUCACAGCUGGGCAGUCUGAGGACUCGUAUUUGCAAGCUGCCAACGCGCUGGCACGCGUGGGUGUCCUGACCUUUUGUGUGGGAGCCAGCCAGGCGAAUAAGGCAGAGCUCGAGCAGAUUGCUUUUAACCCAAGCCUGGUGUACCUCAUGGACGAUUUCAGCUCCCUGCCGGCUCUGCCUCAGCAGCUGAUGCAGCCCCUAACCACAUAUGUUAGUGGAGGUGUGGAGGAAGUCCCACUCGCCCAGCCAGAGAGCAAGCGAGACAUUCUUUUCCUCUUUGAUGGCUCAGCCAAUCUCGUGGGCCAGUUUCCUGCUGUCCGUGACUUUCUCUACAAGAUUAUCGACGAGCUCGAUGUGAAGCCAGAUGGCACCCGCAUUGCAGUGGCUCAGUACAGCGAUGAUGUCAGGGUGGAGUCCCGUUUCAAUGAACAUCAGACGAAGCCUGAGAUCCUGAAUCUUGUGAAGAGAAUGAAGAUCAAGACAGGCAAAGCCCUCAACCUGGGCUACGCCCUGGACUAUGCACAGAGGUACAUCUUUGUGAAGUCUGCCGGCAGCCGGAUCGAGGAUGGGGUGGUUCAGUUCCUGGUGCUGCUGGUUGCGGGGAGGUCGUCGGACUCUGUGGGUGGCCCAGCCAGCAACCUGAAGCAGAGCGGGGUGGUGCCCUUCAUCUUCCAAGCCAAGAAUGCGGACUCUGCUGAGUUAGAGCAGAUAGUGCCGUCCCCAGCGUUUAUUCUGGCCGCCGAGUCGCUUCCCAAGAUCGGAAAUCUUCAACCACAGAUCGUGAAUCUCUUGAAAUCGGUGCACAACGGAGUGCCAGCACCAGUUUCAGGAGAAAAGGACGUGGUGUUUCUGAUCGAUAGUUCUGAGGGUGUCAGGAGCGGCUUCCCUCUGUUGAAAGAGUUUGUCCAGAGAGUGGUGGAGAGUCUGGACGUGGGUCCUGACCGGGUCCGCGUGGCCGUGGUGCAGUACAGCGACCGGACCAGGCCCGAGUUCUACCUGAAUUCAUACAUGGACCAGCAGGGUGUCAUCGGCGCCGUCCGUGGGCUGACCCUGCUGGGAGGGCCGACCCCCAACACCGGGGCCGCCCUGGACUUUGUCCUGAGGAACAUCCUGAUCAGCUCUGCAGGAAGCAGGAUAGCAGAAGGCGUCCCCCAGCUCCUGAUCGUGCUCACGGCCGACAGGUCUGGGGACGACGUGAGGGGCCCCUCUGUGGUCCUGAAGAGAGGAGGCGCAGUGCCCAUCGGUAUUGGCAUCGGGAACGCCGACAUCACGGAGAUGCAGACCAUCUCCUUCAUCCCGGACUUCGCUGUGGCCAUCCCCACCUUCCGCCAGCUGGGGACCGUCCAGCAGGUCAUCUCCGAGAGGGUGACCCAGCUCAGCCGUGAAGAGCUGAGCAGGUUGCAGCCAGUUCUGCUCCCUCCAACAAGCCCAGGUGUUAGUGGCAAGAAGGACGUGGUCUUCCUCAUCGAUGGGUCCCAGAACGCUGCCCCUGAGUUUCAGUACAUCCGCACCCUCAUCGAGAGACUGGUGGACUACCUGGACGUGGGCUUCGACACGACCCGGGUGGCGGUCAUCCAGUUCAGCGAGAGCCCCCGGGUGGAGUUUCUGCUGAACGCCCACUCCAGCAAGGACGAGGUGCAGAACGCGGUGCGGCGGCUGAGACCCACGGGAGGGAGGCAGAUCAACGUCGGGGGUGCCCUGGAGUACGUGUCCAGGAACAUCUUCAAGAGGCCCCUGGGGAGUCGGAUUGAAGAGGGUGUCCCUCAGUUCCUGGUCCUCAUCUUGUCCGGGAAGUCUGACGACGAGGUGGAUGAGCCAGCCGUGGAGCUGAAGCAGUUCGGUGUGGCACCUUUCGCGAUAGCCAGGAACGCGGACCAGGAGGAGAUGGUGAAGAUCUCUCUGAGCCCUGAGUAUGUGUUCUCGGUGAGCACCUUCAGGGAGCUGCCCAGCCUGGAGCAGAAGCUGCUGACCCCCAUCAGCACCCUCACCUCGGAGCAGAUACAGCGCAUCCUGGCGACCAUGCGCUACCCUCCCCCAGCUGUUGAGAGUGAUGCUGCAGACAUUGUUUUUCUAAUCGACAGCUCUGAUGGCGUUAGGCCCGACGGCAUUGCACAUAUUCGAGAUUUUGUUAGCAGGAUUGUUCGAAGACUCAACAUUGGCCCCAAUAAAGUGAGAGUUGGGAUUGUGCAGUUCAGCAAUGACGUCUUCCCAGAGUUCUACCUGAAGACCUAUAAGUCCCAGGCCCCUGUGCUGGAUGCUAUCAGGCGCCUCAGGUUCAAAGGCGGGUCUCCACUGAACACCGGCAAAGCUCUGGAAUUCGUGGCAAGAAAUUUCUUUGUUAAGUCUGCUGGGAGCCGGAUAGAAGAUGGGGUACCCCAACACCUGGUCCUGUUUCUGGGUGGAAAAUCCCAGGAUGAUGUUUCCAAGUUUGCACAGGUGAUAAGUUCCUCAGGGAUUGUGAGUUUAGGAGUAGGAGACCGGAACAUGGACAGAACAGAGUUGCAGACCAUCACCAACAACCCCAGACUGGUCUUCACGGUGAGAGAGUUCAGAGAGCUUCCCAACAUAGAAGAAAGGGUCAUGAACUCGUUUGGACCCUCUGGAGCCACUCCUGCACCUCCAGGAGUGGACAUCCCUUCUCUUUCACGGCCAGAGAAGAAGAAAGCAGACAUUGUGUUCCUGUUGGAUGGUUCCAUCAACUUCAGGAGGGACAGUUUCCAGGAAGUUCUCCGUUUCGCGUCCGAAAUUGUGGACACGGUUUAUGAAGAGGGUGAUUCCAUCCAAGUAGGGCUGGUCCAGUACAACUCCGACCCCACAGACGAAUUCUUCCUGAAGGACUUUUCCACCAAGAGGCAGAUUAUUGAUGCCAUCAACAAAGUGGUCUACAAAGGGGGGAGACACGCGAACACCAAGGUGGGCCUCGAGCACCUGCGGCUGAACCACUUCGUGCCCGAGGCAGGCAGCCGCCUGGACCAGCGGGUUCCCCAGAUCGCCUUCGUGAUCACGGGAGGCAAGUCGGCAGAGGAUGCUCAGGACGUGAGCCUGGCACUCACCCAGAAAGGCGUCAAAGUGUUUGCAGUGGGCGUGAGGAACAUCGACUCCGAGGAGGUGGGAAAGAUCGCCUCCAACAGUGCCACGGCGUUCCGGGUGGGGAAUGUGCAGGAGCUGUCGGAACUGAGCGAGCAAGUUUUGGAAACUUUGCAUGAUGCAAUGCACGAAACCUUGUGUCCUGGUGUGACGGAUGUUUCCAAAGGUAGUCCCUUUGUGGUCAUUCAUUUUACUGACGGUGUGGAUGGAGAUCUGGCAGAAUUACACAGAGCUUCUGAGGAACUGCGUCAAGAAGGUGUCCAUGCUCUGAUCUUGGUGGGCCUGGAGCGAGUAGCCAUCCUGGAGCGGCUGACGCAACUGGAGUUCGGCCGCGGGUUCAUGUACGACAAGCCCCUCAGGCUUAACCUGCUGGACUUGGAUUACGAACUAGCAGAGCAGCUCGACAACAUUGCUGAGAAAGCUUGCUGUGGGGUUCCCUGCAAGUGCUCUGGACAAAGGGGAGACCGCGGGCCCAUUGGCACCAUCGGGCCAAAGGGUGUUUCCGGCGAAGACGGCUACCGAGGGUACCCUGGCGACGAGGGCGGACCUGGCGAGCGAGGCCCACCUGGUGUGAACGGCACUCAAGGUUUCCAGGGCUGCCCUGGCCAGAGAGGGAUAAAGGGCUCUCGAGGAUUCCCAGGAGAAAAGGGUGAAUUGGGGGAAAUUGGACUGGAUGGUCUUGAUGGUGAAGACGGAGACAAAGGAUUGCCUGGAUCGUCUGGAGAGAAGGGGAGUCCUGGAAGAAGGGGUGACAAAGGACCUAAAGGAGACAAAGGAGAAAGAGGAGAUGUUGGAAUUCGAGGUGACCCGGGUGAGUCAGGACAGGACGGCCAGCAGAGUGGACCCAAAGGAGAAGCCGGUGACAUUGGCCCCAUGGGUCUCUCAGGGAGCGAUGGAUUACCUGGAAGUCCUGGAGAAACUGGAAAGAACGGCGGCUAUGGCCGAAGGGGACCACCAGGAGCUAAGGGCAACAAGGGUGGUCCAGGCCCUCAGGGCUUCGAGGGAGAGCAGGGGACCCGAGGCGCACAGGGUCCACCUGGUCCCACUGGUCCUCCAGGCCUGAUAGGAGAACAAGGCAUUCCUGGGUCCCGGGGAAGUGGAGGUACGGCUGGUGCUCCUGGAGAACGCGGCAGAGUGGGUCCCCUAGGAAGAAAGGGUGAGCCUGGAGAGGCAGGAACAAAGGGAGGAAUUGGGAGCCGCGGCCCUCGUGGGGAGACGGGAGAUGAUGGGCGAGAUGGAGUUGGCAGUGAAGGACGCAGAGGCAAAAAAGGAGAAAGAGGAUUCCCUGGAUACCCAGGACCAAAGGGUACCUCUGGCGAGCCUGGGCCGGGCGGGUCACCGGGACCCAAAGGCAUCCGAGGCCGAAGGGGAAAUUCAGGACCUCCGGGGGCAGUUGGACAGAAGGGAGACCCUGGCUACCCGGGACCGUCUGGUCACAAAGGCAACAGAGGCGACUCCAUAGACCAAUGUGGCCUCGUCCAAAGCAUCAAAGACAAAUGUCCUUGCUGCUAUGGGCCCCUGGAAUGCCCCGUCUUCCCGACAGAACUAGCCUUUGCUUUAGACACCUCCGAGGGGGUCACCCCAGACAUGUUUAGCCGGAUGAGAGAUGUGCUCUUGAGCAUUGUGGGCGACUUGACCGUUGCCGAGAGCAACUGCCCGCGGGGGGCCCGAGUGGCUGUGGUCACCUACAACAACGAGGUGACCACGGAGAUCCGCUUUGCUGACUCCAAGAAGAAGUCCGCCCUCUUGGAGAAGAUUAAGAACCUUCAGCUGUCUCUGACGUCCAAGCAGCAGAGUCUGGAAACUGCCAUGUCGUUCGUGGCCAGAAACACAUUUAAGCGAGUGAGGAAUGGAUUCCUGAUGAGGAAAGUGGCCAUUUUCUUCAGCACUAAGCCCACAAGGGCAUCCCCACAGCUCAGAGAGGCCGUGCUCAAGCUCUCAGAUGCAGGGAUCACGCCUUUGUUCCUGACGAGCCAGGAGGACCGGCAGCUCAUCAACGCCUUGCAGAUCAACAACACGGCGGUUGGGCAUGCUCUCGUCCUGCCCGCGGGGGGAGACCUCACCAACUUCCUGAAGAACGUCCUUACUUGUCACGUUUGCUUGGACAUCUGCAACAUUGACCCAUCCUGUGGAUUUGGCAGCUGGAGGCCUGCCUUCAGGGAUAGGAGAGCGGCCGGCAGCGAUGUGGACAUCGAUAUGGCUUUCAUCUUAGACAGCGCUGAGACCACCAGUCUGUUCCAGUUCAAUGAGAUGAAGAAGUUCAUAGGGUACCUGGUCAGACAACUGGACGUGAGUCCAGACCCCAAGGCCUCCCAGCACUUUGCCAGAGUGGCCGUGGUGCAGCAGGCACCCUACGCGUCCGUGGGCAAUGCCAGCGUGCCGCCUGUGAAGGUGGAGUUCUCCCUGACCGACUACGGCUCCAAGGGGAAGCUGGUGGACUUCCUCAGCAGCGGAAUGACGCAGCUGCAGGGAACCAGGGCCCUGGGCAGUGCCAUUGACUACACCAUAGAGAACAUCUUUGAAAGUGCACCAAACCCCCGGGACCUGAAAGUUGUGGUUCUGAUGCUGACGGGCGAGGUGCAGAAGCAGCAGCUGGAGGAGGCCCAGAAAGCUGUCUUGCAGGCCAAGUGCAAAGGCUACUUCUUUGUGGUUCUGGGCAUCGGCAGGAAGGUGAACAUCAAGGAGGUGUAUGGCUUUGCCAGCGAGCCCAACGACGUCUUCUUCAAGCUAGUGGACAAGUCGACCGAGCUCAACGAAGAGCCUUUGAUGCGCUUCGGGAGGCUGUUACCAUCUUUUGUGGGCAGUGAAAAUGCUUUUUACUUGUCUCCAGAUAUCAGGAAACAGUGUGAUUGGUUCCAAGGGGACCAACCAGCAAAGAAUCCUGUGAAGUUUGGUCACAAACAAAUAAAUGCUCCAAAUAAUGUUACUUCAAGUCCUACAUCCAAACCAGUGACCACAACGAAGCCAGUGACCACAAAAGAACCAGUGACCACCACUACAAAACCAGUAACUAUCGUAAAUCUGCCCUCCGCAAAGCCAGCUGCUGCCAAGCCUGUGGCCACAAAGAUGGCCACAGUCAGACCUGCAGUGGCUGUGAAGCCAGCAGCAGUGGUGAAGCCAGUGGCAGCAAAUCCUGCACCAGCAGCUGUAAGACCCCCCGCCACCACCACUGCUGCAAAACCAGUGGCCACCAAGCCUGAGGCCCCCAGGUCACAGGCAGCCAAACCAGGCACCGCCAAGUCAGUCCUUGCUAAGCCUCUGGUUAAGGCAUCCCGAGAAAUUCAGGUGUCUGAGGUCACAGAGAGCAGCGCCAAGCUCCACUGGGAGAGGCCCGAGCCCCCCAGUCCUUAUUUUUAUGACCUCACCGUCACCUCGGCCCACGAUCAGUCCCUGGUUCUGAAGCAGAACCUCACAGUCACGGACCGUGUCAUCGGGGGUCUGAUCCCCGGGCAGACGUACCAUGUCAUGGUGGUCUGCUACCUGAGGACCCAUAUCAGAGCCACCUACCAAGGAAGCUUCAGUACAAAGAAAACUCAGCCUCCACCUGCACAGUCAGCAAGGUUAGCUUCCAGUGCAACCAUCAAUCUCAUGGUGAACACAGAACCACUGGCUCUUACUGAAACAGAUAUAUGUAAGUUGCCAAAAGAAGAAGGAACUUGCAGGGAUUUCAUAUUAAAAUGGUACUAUGAUCCGGAGACCAAAAGCUGUGCAAGAUUCUGGUACGGAGGCUGUGGUGGAAAUGAAAACAAAUUUGAAUCACAGAAAGAAUGUGAAAAGGUCUGCGCUCCUGUGCUCGCCAAACCUGGAGUCAUCAAUGUGAUCGGAACCUAAGCGCGGCUGGCCAGCAACACAUACCUCUUGAAGAAGGAGUCAGCCAUUUCCCAGUUGUCUUUGUAGAAGCUCUGGGUCGAGAUCCCCUUGCACUGUACCAUUUCCUGCUUUGAUUUACACUCGAUCUCGGGAGGAAACGUUCUGCCGCAUGACCUAUCAAUAUGGUGCUAAGUGUGUCUGUGGACCCAUGGCUCUUUGUCUCCAGGCAGUUAUAUCGUAUACUUCGAACGUUGUGUAAUAGUUAUCCACUGCUGGUGUUUAUGUGAACAUGUCUAUAAAUUCAAAUUCCCUCUGGAGUUUUAUGUUAUGCCGGUCUCAGGCAAAUGUAAGAUCUAGAAAAUAACGCCAAACGUCACAGCUACUCUAUAUACUUUCGCUUGGUUCAUUUUUUUCCCCUCUUAAUUUAGCAUGACUUUAGAUGGAAAGCCUGUGUAUGGUGGAGACACAAGAACCCAACUUCUUCCUUUCCCCCCAACUUCCCCCUAAUUUCCUUUCCAAUUAGAUUUCAAGCUAAUUUUCCUUUUCUAAAGCCUCGAACGAAUGCUCUAGUUAGGAGCAAGCAAAAUCCCUUAAUCUUCGCGCACUGUUGGGACCAAUGCCUUAAUUAAAGAAUGAAAAGAAAGUCAUAAUAGAGAAUAUUUUUGGCAUUCCUCUAAUGUUGUGUGUGUGGUUUUUUUUUUUUUGUGCGGGGGUUGGGGUUUAAUUUUAAUUUUAAAAUUUUUAGGAAAUUUAUACAAAGAAACUUUUUAAUAAAGUAUAUUGAAAGUGUCA